This is a messenger RNA of Pararge aegeria (speckled wood butterfly), 1002 nucleotides long. RefSeq names its product protein embryonic gonad-like. Gene Ontology annotation, biological process: regulation of DNA-templated transcription. The coding region runs from base 1 to 1002 and encodes 333 amino acids. The record is from RefSeq and is a predicted model, not a curated record. Gene Ontology annotation, molecular function: DNA-binding transcription factor activity; zinc ion binding; sequence-specific DNA binding. NCBI's taxonomy places the organism in Eukaryota, Metazoa, Arthropoda, Insecta, Lepidoptera, Nymphalidae. The transcript has 2 exons.
AUGAACCAGCAAUGUAAAGUGUGCGGCGAGCCGGCAGCGGGUUUUCAUUUCGGUGCUUUCACAUGCGAAGGGUGCAAGUCGUUCUUCGGGCGCACGUACAAUAACCUGUCCUCGAUUUCUGAAUGCAAGAACAAUGGUGAAUGUGUCAUCAAUAAGAAAAACAGGACGGCUUGCAAGGCAUGCAGGCUACGGAAAUGUUUGCUAGUCGGCAUGUCCAAAUCGGGCUCGCGGUACGGGAGAAGAUCGAACUGGUUUAAAAUACAUUGCCUUUUACAAGAGCAGCAGCAGCAACAUAUGCAUCAAAUGCAGACAAGUAAAUCACCGCCCACGUUUAACACUUCCAUCAAUUCGCCUUUUUUGCCAACGAAUCUUUUGCCAGCUGCUGCUUUAGCGGAGUAUUACAAAAGCUCAGAAAAGAAUCCCUUUACUGAAGAAGUGACGCGACAAAGCGUAUCACCAUCAGAUUCUGGCGCAUCGUCAGCUGAUCCAGAAGAUGAUAACAGCUCAAGAAGCACAAGCGGUUUAAGUAUUUUUAGACCAGCCUCAUCUCCUAGCAGUGAGAAAGAUGUCCGAUUACACGCGAUUAGAAAUCAAAAUAAAGAUUUGAAAAGAAGAAAAACAUCAAUAUUGCCAUCGUCUCCAUUCGGACCUAUGACUGCUUCACCUAGUUACUCACCAAGAAGUGCACCAUUUUUAUCAUCACCGCUUCAGAAUAUUAGACCGAUACCAUCAGGGAUGGCUUGGCCAAGUCGUAAUGGAGGAGACUUGUUAUUACAUUCUCCCGCUGUCGCUGGAGUGGCUGUUGAACAAGAUCAACCUAUAGAUCUAUCCAUAAAAUCUACAGCUGUGUUAUUUAGAAGUCCUAAAAACGAAGAAGUCAGUGAUUCAGAACCUGAACUGAGUAUCGAUUUAAAUGACGAUAAUGGUAAAGAUAUUAUGAAAAAUCCACUCGACUUGAGCCUCGUCACAAAACGUGUGGAAGAGGUCCCAAUGACUGGAUAG